CCUCCAUCGCCUCUUUUUUAACCUAGACAUUCUCCAUCAUCACUCAAAUUGGCUCUUUGAUUCUCUCCGGCGAGAUUCCGACCGGUAAGUCGAAUUCAGAUCCUAUCACUGUCUCUCGUCAAUCUCAUUUACGUUUUCAGAAACAUACUUUUUCAGAAAACAAGUAAAAGAGAUGAACACGAUAGCGAAGCGAGUUACGGGGUUGGUGACUCGUCCGAGUCUAAACCAGCAGUUGCAGCAAGAGCGAGGGAUAAGAGUGAAGGUGUUCUCCAAUGAUUUAGACAAGGCACUGACGAUUUUGCAGAAGAAGAUGCAAUCGAGUGGAAUGGAGAGGCUGAUCAAAGGGACUCAGACUCAUCACAUUAAGAAUUCGGAGAAGAAGGUUCUCGCUAGGAAGAAUCUUGAACGCAGAAUCAAAUCCAUUGACUUUGCUCGAAAACUCCAAUCAAUCCUCAUCAAGAAAGUCAGAGGUUUAUGAGAGCUGAGGUGAAGCAAGAGUGCUGCUAUGUUGAUCAGUACUAGUAUCUGUGUGUGAUAUAACACAGUUUUACAUUUUGAACUUUUGAUGAGUUGAAUCAAUGUGGAAUUGGAAUUUUGGAUUUGAUUAGUUGUUUACUCUAUGGCUUCUCUUUCGUAAGUUUUCAAUGAUCUUGAGAAAGAACAUCAGAUCUUAGGAGUACAUGUAUUGAAAGUUGUUUCAGGGCAAGUGCGUUGCUUCUCCUGCACUCUGUAUGACUGUGUUCUGUGGGUCUCUGUGCUUGAAUUGUGUUUCUUGUUCCGGCCAUGAUUACUCUGAGAUUGUUCUGCUUUCUUCGCGUGUAAAGCGUAGGUUAGCUCUUUCCAGGCGUUUACACUUUCAUUUUAUGUAUAUUCAUGUUACUAUAUACCAUGCCAUGCCAAAGAAUGGGGAUAAGAGAUAUAGGAAGAACAAUUGCACCGAAG
Molecule: messenger RNA, 942 nt
Organism: Arabidopsis thaliana (thale cress)
Lineage: Eukaryota; Viridiplantae; Streptophyta; Magnoliopsida; Brassicales; Brassicaceae
Product: Ribosomal protein S21 family protein
Exons: 2
Coding region: 173-478 (101 amino acids)
Biological process (GO): translation
Cellular component (GO): cytoplasm; ribosome
Molecular function (GO): structural constituent of ribosome
Source: RefSeq, marked reviewed